Molecule: messenger RNA, 951 nt
Organism: Fusarium fujikuroi IMI 58289
Lineage: Eukaryota; Fungi; Ascomycota; Sordariomycetes; Hypocreales; Nectriaceae
Product: probable CDC28-cyclin-dependent protein kinase
Exons: 4
Coding region: 1-951 (316 amino acids)
Biological process (GO): protein phosphorylation; G1/S transition of mitotic cell cycle; regulation of gene expression
Cellular component (GO): cyclin-dependent protein kinase holoenzyme complex; nucleus; cytoplasm
Molecular function (GO): ATP binding; cyclin binding; cyclin-dependent protein serine/threonine kinase activity
Source: RefSeq, a predicted model, not a curated record
AUGGAUAACUAUCAGAGAAUAGAAAAAGUCGGAGAAGGUACUUAUGGUGUUGUCUACAAAGCCCGCGAUCUCAGCCACAAUGGCCGCAUCGUCGCCCUCAAAAAGAUCCGUCUCGAGACUGAAGACGAAGGCGUUCCCAGCACCGCCAUCCGCGAGAUUUCCGUCCUGAGAGAACUUAACCACCCAAACGUCGUCAGCCUCCUGAAUAUUGUUCACGCCGACGGCCACAAGCUCUACCUCGUCAUGGAAUUCCUCGACCUUGAUCUUAAAAAGUACAUGGACUCGCUCCCCGUCACAGACGGCGGCCGUGGAAAGCCUCUGCCCACAGGGACUGCCACUACCGUGCGAAACUUGGGAAUGGAUGAGAAGGUGGUGCAGAAGUUUAUGCUGGAUCUGGUCCAGGGCAUCAAAUAUUGUCACUCGCGUCGCAUAUUGCAUCGCGACUUGAAGCCGCAGAACUUGCUCAUCGAUAAGGACGGAAAUCUCAAACUAGCCGAUUUUGGCUUGGCGAGAGCAUUUGGUGUUCCUCUGAGGAGUUAUACUCAUGAAGUUGUUACGCUGUGGUAUCGCGCCCCCGAGGUCUUGCUUGGUGGAAGGCAGUAUUCAACUGGUGUUGAUAUGUGGUCUGUCGGUACCAUCUUCGCUGAGAUGUGCUCCAAAAAGCCCCUUUUCCCUGGUGAUUCAGAAAUUGAUGAGAUCUUCAAAAUAUUCCGGACCCUCGGAACACCCGAUGAGGACGCCUGGCCUGGUGUCACCACUUACCCAGAUUUUAAGCCAUCUUUCCCCAAGUGGCAGCGAGAUUUCUCUACUCCCCUUUGCCCGAACCUGGAUGAGGCUGGUCUCGAGCUCCUUGACUACAUGCUCAUCUGCGAUCCUGUAACUCGCAUUUCUGCCAAGGCGGCUCUGAACCACCCUUAUUUUGAUGAGAUUCUGCGCAUCGCUGACAAGUAG